This is a messenger RNA of Orussus abietinus, 4424 nucleotides long. RefSeq names its product GTP cyclohydrolase 1 (gene Pu). Gene Ontology annotation, biological process: tetrahydrobiopterin biosynthetic process; tetrahydrofolate biosynthetic process. The transcript has 6 exons. Gene Ontology annotation, molecular function: GTP binding; zinc ion binding; GTP cyclohydrolase I activity. NCBI's taxonomy places the organism in Eukaryota, Metazoa, Arthropoda, Insecta, Hymenoptera, Orussidae. The record is from RefSeq and is a predicted model, not a curated record. Gene Ontology annotation, cellular component: cytoplasm. Bases 533 to 1339 code for a protein of 268 amino acids.
UUCAGUCGCACCGCGUCACUCCUGCGAGCGACCUCGUGCUCCGCUCCGCUCCCGGUCCUCGCUCUUACUUUCCGCGCCCGACCGCCGCCGACCCCCCCGAACACAGCCCGGACCGCUACGGACCUUCGUUUUUCCUCCCUCGACCCGACGACGACCCUCCACUUGGUAUAUCUCGUCAGAAACUAGUCCAACUAUCGCGCGUCCACCCUCCGUCGAAUAAAUCGAAUUGAAAAUUAAUAGUUAAAAGUUAAAAGUACUUGAAAUAUCGAGCGUCGACCCUCCGCCCUAUUACAUCUUGUUUAUAAAAAUUAUUGAAAAAUGUCGAGUGUCGUCCCUCCACCUUGGGAAGUUUUCGUUGAAAAAGAAAGUAUUAAAAAUAUCGAGCGUCGAUUCUCUGCCUUGUUAAAAGAAUAAGAACCGAAGGUGGCCGAAAUCGCAGACUUGGGGGAAAUCGAAGUCUCGACUCGCAGGGGCGUAAAAAAGUGUCUCGAGUGGCUGAAAGUCGAGCGGCGAAAAUCGCCGCCAGGUAAACAUGAAUGGGAUAAGCAAGCAGUGCGCCAAGGGGAAUUCCGAGUUCUCCAUUUACGAGAAGGACGAGUCCCACCUUGUGAAAAAACCAGGCCCGUUGAGGACCGUCUCCUGGAGCGAGAACGUCGAGGGGACCGACCUGGAGAUACCGGGAACUCCCAGGACUCCCAGGACCUCCACCACCCCAGGGCACGAGAAAUGCACGUUCCACCACGACCUGGAGCUGGAUCAUCGGCCGCCCACGAGGGAGGCUCUGCUGCCCGAAAUGUCAAGGAGCUACCGACUCCUGUUGAGCUCACUCGGCGAGGACCCCGAUCGGCAAGGACUCCUGAAGACCCCCGAGAGAGCCGCCAAGGCCAUGCUUUUCUUCACGAAAGGAUACGACCAGAGUUUAGAAGACGUCAUCAACGACGCCGUCUUCGACGAGGACCACGACGAGAUGGUGGUCGUCAAGGACAUCGAGAUGUUCUCCAUGUGCGAGCACCACUUGGUCCCGUUUUAUGGCAAGGUGUCCAUAGGCUACCUCCCGUGUAAGAAGAUCCUCGGCCUCAGCAAACUGGCCAGGAUCGUGGAGAUUUUCAGCAGGCGCCUGCAGGUCCAGGAACGCCUCACGAAGCAGAUCGCAAUUGCAGUAACCAAAGCCGUCCAGCCAGCAGGGGUUGCAGUGGUCGUCGAGGGAGUGCACAUGUGCAUGGUCAUGCGAGGCGUACAGAAGAUAAACAGCAAGACCGUCACGUCGACCAUGCUGGGAGUCUUCAGGGAUGACUCGAAGACCCGCGAAGAAUUCCUGAACCUCGUCCAUUCCAAGUAGAGUCCCGAGGCUCGAGUUAUGCGGAUCCGGCUCGAGGAACUCUUUUCUACGUCCUCGUUUCCCCCAGGGACAAAAGAUCGGCUCCUUUCUUUCCAUUUAAUUCUCUUAUCUGUCCGAUCUUGCGCCGGUCCGCGUAAGCGAGCGCCCGGGAUUUUCGGGCCAGCGGAAGCGCUUCCUCGAGAGAGGAAGAUUUUAUGGAAAUCGGGAGCCGAAGGACUCCUCGACGGAAAGAAAGUACACCGGGGACCACUUCGCCGCGUAUUUAAACUGAAAUCCGACUUUUCGCCGAAAAGGAGAGGAGGGGAGAGGGAAAAAAUGAGAGCCGAGGCCGCGACGAAGGCUCUCUCGGAGUCGCCGUAACGCUCGACGGGCCAUUCCGGUGAGGGUCGGGUUUACAGUUCAACGGGAAACGGUAAUAAGCCUCCUGGCCGACAUUACUGGACUGCUGAUCGAUCGACAUAAAGACAAUAAAGCGAUAGCGACGUGUGGAGGAAAGAUAAAGCUGGGGGAAAAGGAGAAAAAGAAAGAUGGCCGCGCGAGGCGAGCCGAGGGCUCCGGGAUACGUUUCCUUGGGAGCGGACUUUCGGAAAUUGGACGCGCUCGACGGACGGACUCUUCCAGGGAAUUACGAGGAACGCGACGCGUCUUCCUCUUGAUCCUUGGAAUUCCCACGAGAGUCGUCAGGACCUCCCUCAGUUGACAAUACACUUCCGGAUGAGACUCGAAUCUGAACGCUACGAAAACGAGAGAAAUAUUAUUACAGUGCUAAAAUUAAUAAUUUGCGGUACGAUAAUUAUAUUUCUACGUUUCGAUUCCUCAUUUCUUUUCCGGAGGCAACGAACCUUUAUAGAAAGUCUCUGUGAACAAUUUCGCGAUGUUCAGAUUCGAGGGGGAUUUUUUUGCAAUAGAAAAGUACUCCAAUUGUUGUCCUAGAGCGCGUUGAUUACCUCGUCGGCCAGGGAGACGUUCAUUGUUUAAUGUUAAAUUAUGCGAAAUCGUUACUUCUCAAUGCACUACGGAGCAACUGUGAUACUUCGUGGCAAUUAGCGGCGGCAAUUUUUUCGGGCUGCCCUUGCUGACAAUUCAAACGUGAUAAGAUCGCGAGAGGCGACAGCCAUGCCUCUUGCGAUCGACAGUUAUUACGAUAUAUUCUGCAUAUCAGUGACCACGAUAACGCCCAUGGCGGAAUAGUAGAGUAGGAAACCGCUUAUCCCUGAUCCUCACCACCGGUGCAAAUUAGUCGGUGCAGAUAGGAACGCCUAAACGCCUAAUUACGCGAUUGCGCGAUUUAACUGAGACCGAGAACGAAAAAAAUUAAAAAAAAGAAGACAAUCAUCGAACCAAAGAAAUACUUCGUUAAACAGUACCAGAGAAGUGUCUCAUUAAUUCAAAGAAUAAUUACUUGACUCGAACAAACUGAAAUAAAUUGUCAUCAUUCCGAAGAAAUGUUAAAUCCAAUUUAUUCCAGUUUAUCUGAGCCGAAUGAUUAAUAUAUUUCCUCGGUACAAUUUAAAGAAACGUCCCUCUGGUUCGAUGAUUCCUUCUUUUUUUUUUUGUUCUCAGUGCGACAAUUUGUACGUAGAUCGUUAAGGUACAGCCCUGAACCGCGGAAUGAUCCUGGGAAAAUUGGAAUGUACAAAAAUUCAUCUUCGACAGAUUUAUAUAUUUUUAACCGUUUACGGAAGCUCGAAACAAUGUAACUAUCGGAUGACCGCCACCCUUGGUAACGUGUAUGUAGGUAGUACAUUAAUCCGGCAGCCUUAUUCAACUAUUUAUGGAUGGAGGAAAGUCCGUACAAAGAUCAUUGAAACCGGAAAAACGAGCUUCCGGAUAAAAAUGAAAAACCCAUCGAACGAUGUAUAUAAAGAGAAAACGCGUAGCAGAGGAUCUGUUAAUGUUGCUCUUCCAUGUGGUCCAAGUAACGCGUCAAAUCGGUAUGUUCUCUCCAAGUACCGUAUGUGCAAUGGACGUUUAUUAAAGGGACCCGCGAUAACGGAUCGACAUAGGUUGAAUUAAAUUAAGAGUCGUGCGAUUGCACAUAUCACACGCUUCUGUCAAAAGCAUCUCCUAGAUACGGUAGCGAAUAUUCCGUAGAUUAAUAUUUAUUUAUAAUGUCGGGUUGGCUUUUUUUCGCGGGCGAUCCAACCAUAAGUUGGACGUUUUACAAUCUACUCCUAUGUUAGCUUAGGUACCUUUGCGUAUUUAUAAAAGUCCAUCGAGAAAUCUAGAAUCGAGAGCCUUGUGAUAUGUGCAUUAUUUGACCGAUAGAAAGUUGAACAAAAAAAAAAGGACGAAAAAAAAAACAAAAGAAAUUAAUCUAGAGGGGGUAUUUACUAUGCGUCCGAUCCUGGGUGAAAUUAAUUGGGAUCGAUUGCCGACGCGUAUGCGUGAAUAAGAGUUCAUCGAAUUAUAUUGAGAGGUGUAUCGAGGAGGAUCAAUUGUCAUGCGAUACGUGACGCGGAGUAAUCCAGCCAUUUACAAUGCCUCACGUAGAGCUUUUUCAGAUCGAUUAUGUUCGUACUUUCGUUUACGCAUGUCGUGUAACUAUGUUUUAAUUUUCUUCUCUUCUUUUCUACCGAGGCAAGAACAUUUGAAUUUCUUAUCUCGAAAUUAAAUACGACUCGUCAGCUACUUUUGUCUUAAGUGGAAUUACAAAACUCGAUACUAGCAGUGAUUACACUAAAAUUUCAAUUUGAGUGCCGUCUUAGUACUUAAGCGUACCCAAUUAUUUGGCAUGGUUUAGCUGGAAAAAAAAAGAAAGAAAAGGUAAAAAUGGGAGAAAUUACUUCCCAUUUUUGCAAAUCGAUAAUGCACGGACCAAAUCGUGCGGCGCAAGACACUUCGAUAUAAUAAUGCGUAUGCAAGCGUUCUCUGGACAUCCGCCUGGUGCAUCUACGAGUACGACUAUUAUUGAGAAGAAAUAGACUUGCAGGGUAAUUUAUGAAAAUUUGAAGAUUCCAUAUUUAUGAUAUUUUGUGACGAUAUUACAUAAAGUUAUAUUUAUAUUUUAUAUCGGAGUUUAUUCAUUACCUGUACAACUACUCGUGCGUAAUUUACAUACGUAAUAAAAUUUUCUCAAGCAGAA